AUGCCGGGGCCCUGGCUAAACGCCAGCGCAGACCCGGAAGCAUGGGCGUCUGCCUCUUUGCAGGCAGGCGACUACAUCGAGUACUGGGCCUACGACACGUCCCACACGCGCCAAGGGACAGUCGUGGCCAGAGUCGACAAUGUGACGGAGAAGACUGCCAAGGGCCAAUGGACGGAGAUCGCCAUUUUGGCGGCCUCUGAUGACCACCUCCUUUGGUGGCUGGACCAUGGAGCCGGACGAGACGAGAACUGGGAGUACGAGCUCCAUGUGUGCAAGGCCCAGUCAAGGCAGUGCAGGCAGUCAAAGAGAGGCCGUGGCCAUGACUUCCACACGGACAAGUACCGGGUCCUGACCCUGGGUGACCUGGCUGACCGCAGGCCGGAUUGGAUCCGGAAAAGCAAAUGCAAGAAGUAUAUAGACGAGGAGGUGGCUCGUAUGCAGGCGCCACCGCCGCUGGGAAAGGACCCCGCAAAGGCGGGAGGAGCUGCCGGGCUUACCUUUGAGGAAGGAAAGCUUCCGGCACCAGACCCGUCGCAUGAUGACGAGGCCCUGAAGGGGCUUGGUGAGCUCGAGAAGGAGCUCGGGGAGACGCCCCGCAGAAGAAAAAAGAGGGCUCAGAAUGACCCCCACGGGGGAGAGCACGGACCCCUCAAGAGGGAGGGGAGAGAUGAGCACCUCAAGAAAAAGAAGAAGAGAAAAAAGGACCCCGGCCACGGCCGUGCUCAGUCUGCACCAGCCAAGGCUGAGAACAAGAAGGACGAGCCCCCACGAUGGGUCAAGGACAGACUCCUCCUCGCCGACCGAGGCCCGUUCGGGUCUGGGCACCGAGUGGACUAUGGAAAGUCGCUGGAGAUAUCCAGCGGGUCUUCGGAUGAGGCCCAGCUUUUUCGGGACGGCCCUUCCUCCGGGAAUGGAACCAGCCUUCAGCUCCAGCUUCAGGAGUACGCCCUGAAGAGACCAGGAAGGCUGGCCGCUCGGCUCUUGCAAAGGAUGCAAAGCCUAGUGGGGAAGGAGGGAGGGCCGAUCUCGAACAUGACGUAUGCCAACAAGACGCCGCCCGUGGCAAUGAACUUCGUGCUGACCGUGCUCGCCCCUCGACAGAUGCCGGUGAGGACCCUUCGCGAGAUGAAGACGCUGGCGGCAGCACUGGACCAGAUCGCAGCAGGUCGGUCCCACUCCGCGGCCGAUCUGCUCGCCCAACGGCUGAAGGCACUCGAGCUCAGCCAGACGGACUCGACGUGGAAUCGGGCCCAGUUCAUAGAACUGGUGGAACCCGAGGGUCCAGCGCUCCUGGAGCGCGAGGAGGCGGUGCUGGCGUCGAAGGAGUGGGCAAGCGAGCUGAGGAUGAAAAAGCUCCAAGGAGGAAAAGGUCCGGCCAAAGGGGACGGCAAGGCAGACAAGGGGAACCCGAAAGGAGAGGAGAAAGGCGGAAAAGCAGGGAAGAAGAACCGCCCCGGCCGCGUGAAGGACGAGGUGGUCGUCAAGGAGGAGGACCCUGACUAUGGAGGAGGAUCCGAUGAUGAUGCCACUGGACACCCAGCUGGCACAAGUCUCGGUGAGCCCUCCCAAGGGAGUGGAGUUGAGCGAACCGGCCAAGGCCGAGGGCACCCCAUCAUGGAGCCGGCUGACUACAAGGAUAUGGUGGCCGAUGGGACCCUCGCCUUUGAUUGGGGUGAACUCGGCGAAAGCGAUGACGAGGGACUCCCCAUGGGGAAGGCCGAUUCGAGUUACUCCUCCAGCCUUCUGGAUGGUCUUUCAAUGAACGAUUGGAGGAAGAAGAUGAGAUCGGUCCUUGACAGGGAGCCCGGCAUGAAGCCGUUGGGGAAGGUCCUGAUGGAGGCGAUGCUUUCGUUAAAGUCCGGCCUGGGAGCAUUCGCGAGGGAGUAUAGCAACCCGGAGAAGCUGCCCCGGGCGGCGAGCCCAGACCAGGCUCCUCAGGCCGGUGUCACGGAGGACAAUGUGCACUGGGUGAGAGCCAUCAUGACGGCACUCAACUACCUCUAUUGUGCUGGGUGGGCCGCACCGGUCUGUGUCCCGAUGUCCAAGUCCCUCAGCCUUUGCCAGUUGAGGGCAGUGGGGCGCAUUGCCGGCCAGGCCGAGCGCUUCGCUAAGCUCACCCCGAAGAUUGGUCCGGCCAAGGCCGCGAUAGCAAAGCUCUCUGCAAAGAAGUUUGACUAUAGCGGCCAGGCGGUGGAGCACAUGUUGGAGCUGGACGCCGAGAAGGUGAUCAAGGCAUGGCCAAAGCCGGGUUCCGCGGCGGUGGUCGAUCUUCAGGACUGUCUGCCGGACGACUUGAAGAAAGCCCUUGACCACCCACGUGACUACCUCCUCCCAGAGACGGAACUCCCAGAGAGACACCGGGGCUCGAAGGUCCGGGCCACCGAUGAGGAAUGGUACAAAAUAGUUAAAGCCGGUUACGACCGAGGUAUGUUUGUGCCAGUUUCUGAUGACGAGGUGCCCGUGGACAGACGGGGGCACCUGAUCACCAACGGUGCUGGAGCGGUUGCGAAAACAAAGGUCGUGGCGGGUCGCACAGAGGUGGCCCAGCGGUUCAUCUCGGUGCUCUGUCCGAUGAACGACGCCAUGGUUCCCUCCCGGGACAGCUACCUGGUGAUUGACUCGGAGGACCUCCAAUCUGCCUUCAACCUCUUCCGCCUACCCCUUGCUUGGGCUCCCUUCUUUGGCUUUGCCAAGAAGGUGAGGGGUGACGCGCUGGGCCUGUCGCGUCAUGAGACGGUGAGGCCUCCACUCAGAGUGGUUCCCAUGGGCUGGACCUCAGCGGUGACCCUGAUCCAGGCCGCGAUCAGGCACAUCUCAUACGAGAUAGCAAGGAUCCCUCCCUACGGGGAUGUGAGAAAAGAUCAGCCGCUCCCAGCGGGAGACACGCACACGGUCCUAUACCUCGACAAUUUCGACGAGGUCCGCUACCUAAAAGAGGAGACAGCCGAAAAGGAGGCGGGCCAGCCUUCAGAGAACCACCGGCGGUUUAUCACAGCCUGUGAGCUUCUAGGGCUGCCGCGCAAUCUGGGGAAGCAGCUCUGCGGAGCUUUGUCUGGAACCCUCCAAGGAGGAGAGCUGUUGGGACGCGAGAAGAUCCUCCGCCACAGCUAUGACAAGUCGGUGGAGCUCUUCGAGCUCUCGAUGGCCCUCCUCACGCAGGAGCUCAUGAGCGACUACAGCCUCCGGCACUGGACCGGGAAAGCUGCCUUUGCGGCAGCCUUCCGGAGGCCGAUCUACUCGGUCCUCCAGGAGGUCUAUGGUGUGAUGGACUGGGCGGCCUCGGGAGCCCAAGUCUCUUUGCCGAUCGCGGCGAUCGAUGAGGUUCUGGUGUUCAUGGCUAUGCUCCCGUUGGCGGAGACCGACCUCUCCUCCGAGAUCUCCCCGACCAUAAGCUGCACCGAUGCCUCGCCCACUGGGGGAGGCUCUUCAGUGGCAACGGUCUUCAAGGACAAGUCCCUUCUCACCCCGUUGCCGGUGACCUCGGACGGCCACUGCGGCUGCUGCAAGAAGGAGCUUGUGGCGCCUAGUGCGCUAGGGACCAUGGAGACGCGUGCUGCAGGAGCUGGUGGCAUGUCCCCAGGUUUGGAGAAAGGCCUCGAUGUCGCCGGUGACCCUUGGGACUUCAAGACGGACGCUGCGAAGGAGCGACUGGACUCCUACGAAGCCGACGGCAACCUGGUGUGGACCCACUGGAGCCCGGACCGUAGGACCUUUUCGCGGUUCCGUGGGGAAUGGGAGAGGGACCACCAGGGCAAGCCAAUACAAUGGCAAAACGUGCCAUUCGUGGCCUGCUGGAAGCAGCCAGGCAAGAUCUCUCUACGGAGAAGAAUGGUACUGGACCUCCUUUCCGAUGUGCUGCCACGGCGGGGAAACAGAGAAUGGACAACGAUCGUCCAUAACUCACCGUCCUUGCACGCCGUGCUGGAAAAGAAAGAGUGUGAAAGAAAUCACACCCGAAAGGGCCAGCCUGACGACCCUGAGAACAAUGAUCCCUACCCAUGGGACUUCUGCCUGGUUUUCAUGGAGGGCGUCUACGACGAGCUGGUCGCACUCUACUCGGAGCCCUUUGGAGCCAGGGACCUCACUUUGGGGACCCUGAUGGAGCACCAGCUCAGAGGGGCCACAAAGGGUUUGCAGGAUGCGGCCGCCGUUGCUUGGGCAGCUGAGCAAACGGUGCAGUUCCUGGAGACAAUGGACACCCACCAGGAACUGGAGCAUCUGAAAUGGUUGCUCCGCCACGCGCACCACACCGGGUGUGACGUCCGUCUGACCAACCGUGGCGACGACGUCUUCGGCCACCGACCGGGUCCUUACCCGGCAUUCAGGUGGCUCUGGAAAGAUGUGUUGAGCUACCGCUGGAAGGAGGAGCAACACAUCAACAUUUUGGAGCUCACUGCCUUUCUUACGGAGCUCCGACGCAGAGCUCGAGACCCAGCUGAACACGGGAGGAGCUACUUCAAUGUGGUUGACUCCUUGGUCUGCUUCUACGUGCUGGGUAAAGGCCGCUCCUCAUCAAAGAAUGAUCCCAAUGACCAUGUGGACAAUCUCGAAAUGGAACUUCUCAGAUGGCUUCCGCGCACAUACGCGGAAUUGGAUGAAGAGGUGGCCGAAUACAUCAACCACCUCUACCAAGAAGGGGACAGUGUUUCCUUUGCGGGAUGGGUCCUCUCUGGACUCAAACGUUUUCACCCUCGCUGCCGGGGUCAGCUCGCUACCUCGCAGCUCUACCUUCGAAACUGGCAGCGGGUCCAUCUGCCAAAAAGAACAACGCCUUUGUCUUGGCUUGGCGCGAAGGCAAUGGCCUCGGCGGCUGCCCAGAUUGGCCGCUUUGACUUGGCUUUGAUGGUGCUCCUUGGUUUCGCCUUUUUUCUUCGGACCAUGGAGCUGCUUUCGUUGGCGGCCACCCAUGUGAGGCUGUUUCCUGACCAAGGCACCGUGAUCAUUGCCAUCGUCAACAGCAAGACUUCAAAGGGCCUCCAGCAAUCCCUCUCUCUGAGGGAGCCAGAACUGGUGCAAGUUCUGGUCUUUUUGUGGGACCGGGCAAGCCCGGGUGGACUCCUCUAUGCCAAAACCCCGCUGGUCUUUAGAAGAGAGUUUGCAGCUCUCGUGCGAGCGGUGGGACUCGACCCUGUGGAGUAUCUCCCCUACUGCAUGCGCAGGGGCGGGGCCACUUUCUUCUACCAGAGGUCCCAAAGCCUCGGUCAAACAAUGAUCCAGGGCCGCUGGAAAGACCAAACUACGGCGAGGGUCUAUGUGGAUGAUGCCCGGGCCACUUUGGUGCAACUUUUAUUGCCCUCCCACGUCACCGCCCAUCAACAAAAGCUGGCUUCAUUCUGGCGGGUGGCUUCGCCAGGUGGUUAA
Symbiodinium sp. CCMP2592 is the source of this 5361-nucleotide messenger RNA. Lineage: Eukaryota; Dinophyceae; Suessiales; Symbiodiniaceae. The record is from the annotation of a GenBank genome assembly.